AGUGUUUUCGUGGAGAGUGGCCGCGCGCUGAUUGGUGGGAAGCUGCUUUGGUCAGAUUCAGGGGGCGGAGCUAAAGUAGGUAAAAAGCAGCCGUGCCUCAGCGGGACAGAAACCAGCUUCGAACCUGCAGCAGGUGUGAGGAUGGGUGGCCAGGUGUCGGUUCCUGAGGGCGUCCAUGUGGUGGUGGUGGGGGGGGGCUUUGGAGGCAUCGCCGCGGCGCAGCAGCUGAAGUCGGCCGGCGUCAGCUUCACGCUGGUGGACAUGAGAGAUGCCUUCCAUCACAACGUGGCGGCGCUCCGGGCGUCCGUGGAACCUGGCUUCGCUCAGAGGACCUUCAUCCCGUACGCUGAGACCUUUGGAAGCAGUUUUGUUCAGGGCCGGGUGGAGCGAGUGGACCCAGAAACGCAGAUGGUGGUCCUGCAGGGAGGCAGGGAGAUCCAGUACUCCCACCUCAUCCUGUGCACUGGGUCAGAUGGGCCGUUCCCUGGGAAGUUCAACACCGAGGCGUCUCUGCAGAACGCCGUCCAGACCUACGAGGACUUUGUCCAACAGAUCCAGGUGGCAGAUUCUGUGUUGGUGGUCGGAGGCGGAGGGACGGGGGUGGAGAUGGCCGCCGAGAUCAAGACGGAGUAUCCAGACAAGAAGGUGGUUCUGAUCCACUCCAGGAUCGGUCUGGCCGACCCACAGCUGGUCCACAGCGUCCGGCAGCAGGUCAAGGAGGUUCUGCUGGAGAAGGGCGUGGAGCUGGUUCUGGGUCAGAAGGUGUCCAACCUGUCGGAGCUGCCGCUCAACGUGACCCAGAAGGACUUGGAGGUGAAAACCGACAAAGGAGAGACUCUGAGAACGGACCUGAUCAUCAGCUGCACCGGCAUCAGGAUCAACUCCGCCGCCUACGCCUCCAGCCUGGCUGCCAGCAUGGCUGAGGACGGAGCUCUGAAGGUCAACGACCACCUGCAGGUCCAAGGCUUCUCCAACGUCUACGCUGUGGGCGACUGCGCCGACCUGCAGGAGCCAAAGCUGGCGUACCACGCCGGGCUCCACGCCUCCGUCGCCGUUGGCAACAUCCUGAACAGCCUGAGCGGGAAGCCGCUGAGCACGUACAGCACAGGAAGCGUCACCAUGCUGCUGGCGAUGGGGCGGGACGACGGCGUGGGCCAGUUCAACGGCUUCAGGCUGCCGCGCUGGAUGGUCGCUCUGGGGAAGAGUCGGGACCUGCUGCUGUGGAAGAGCUGGAGGGAGAUGCAGCAGAAGCAGCCAUGAUGAGGAAGAGGAGGAGGAAGGUUCCUAUCCAACCGUCGCUCUGUCUGACCUCUGACCUUUAAGGUGGAACCAAUCCGAAAGAGCCUGAAGGCAAAGCUCUGUUGUACCGUCUGACCCAGAGGGUUCUAGCUGAGGAGGUUCUGUCGGUUCCUUCUAGAACCGACAGAACCUCUAAAGCGUCAGACGGCGCCCCCUGGCUGCUGCACCGCAGACACUACUUAACCUGAAAGUUCUGGUUCUGAUCCAGCUUUUUCUGCUCUGUUUGCACAUGUAGCCCUGAUGCCUAAACAGAACCGGCCUUUUUCUAUUUUAGAAUCACUGUAAGAUUUUUAAUGAAUAAACAAAAACGAGU
Molecule: messenger RNA, 1612 nt
Organism: Cyprinodon variegatus (sheepshead minnow)
Lineage: Eukaryota; Metazoa; Chordata; Actinopteri; Cyprinodontiformes; Cyprinodontidae
Gene: aifm2
Product: apoptosis inducing factor, mitochondria associated 2
Exons: 9
Coding region: 142-1260 (372 amino acids)
Biological process (GO): apoptotic mitochondrial changes; positive regulation of apoptotic process
Cellular component (GO): mitochondrion; cytoplasm
Molecular function (GO): electron-transferring-flavoprotein dehydrogenase activity; flavin adenine dinucleotide binding
Source: RefSeq, a predicted model, not a curated record